Messenger RNA from Closterium sp. Yama58-4, 1326 nucleotides. The record is from the annotation of a GenBank genome assembly. NCBI's taxonomy places the organism in Eukaryota, Viridiplantae, Streptophyta, Zygnematophyceae, Desmidiales, Closteriaceae.
AUGCAGCAAGGCUCACAUCGGCCGUGCUCCUCGUGCUACAUCAAGGAGACACAUCUGGCAGACCUCGCACAGAAGUCGGUGGUGCGGACGGUGGAGCUGCACAGACGUGUUGUGGCGGCAAUUCAAACGGCUGACGACAGCAAGGAGGCGGAGAAAAUCAAGAGACGAUUGUCCACACACCCUGUGCAGGUGAGCACUUUCAGUCCCGUGAUAUCUGGAGAGGUGGAACUUCGCUGGACAACGUGGGGAAACGUGUUCCUCGCGUGCGCGGCGGACCUUCUCCAUGUCCUGGAUGGGGGAAUGCUGCCACGCAUGGGCAAGUGCUUCAUGGUUGGGAAGAGCAAGCCGGAGCGGCGUGAGUUCGAGAGGCGCCGCAAAGAGCAAAAGAAGGACACGCGGGCAAGUGUGGUGCGCAUCCCGGGGGGGACCACUUGGUUCAGCACAGGGGCGAACUACGCCGCAUUCGAGAACAAGGGGAUGAUGCAGGUGAUGCCACUGCUAAUCGCAGGCAACAUGGAGAAGAGCAAGCCACAGGUGAAGCAGAAACGGGAACGGGAGGUCGCGGCGUUUGUGGCGUACGCCAGCUUCUACAAGGCGUUGGUGGGCGAGACAAAGCACACUGACGAGUCACUGGACGACGUCCGAGAGAUGGCAGUGCACAACUGGUAUGACAUCCCCCGCCGUAUUGUCGAGGAGGAGGUGCAGCGCGAGAUUGCACGGAAGGUGGCGGCGGACGGUGGCGGAAACAGGCAGUAUGUCACAGUGCUGCGCGAGGUGAGGGUCGUGCGAACACUGAAGCCCGUGCUAACGAAGAAGUCACGGAGGGCGCACGUGGACGAAGACCUGGACGCGGUGAUGUGGGCGUAUCACGAGGCUCAUGGGUCCGUCAUGGAUGCACUCGCCGGGUGCAUGAGGGCGGCAGGCAUUCCCACCACGAUCAUUGAGGUGCAUACCGCCGUGGCAAUCCCACGAACGCGAGGGGGUGAGCUUGUGCCGAAUGGCACAUUUGUGAAGGCCAGCCCUUCUGAGAGGUGGUUUUCCGACAUUGCAGUGACCAACCCCGACGAAGAGGAGUGGUACACAAGGUGCCUCUGCAUCUUCCACGCAAACGGGGCGGACGACGCCAUGGGGCGGCACGUGUACGUGAAGUACUACGAGGCAGAGGACAUGUGCCCGUUGACGACAUGCUUGCAGCUGACUCCGGGGCAUGUGAGAACAAGAUAUGCGGUGGUGGAAGUGGAGUGCAUCCAGAGGGUGGUGCACGUGUGCAAGUCAUAUGUGAACAAGCGCGUCAUGCUCCUGAACAAGUUCCUGCUGACAGAGUGA